Geodia barretti is the source of this 345-nucleotide messenger RNA. The record is from the annotation of a GenBank genome assembly. Lineage: Eukaryota; Metazoa; Porifera; Demospongiae; Tetractinellida; Geodiidae.
GCUUCAGUCCAUCAGCAUACACAGUGAAUGAAGACGGCAUAUUUGUUAUUCUGACUGUUGUAAGCAGGAGUGAGGACUUGGAGCGAGAUGUUGUGGUACAAGUCAGCACAGUUUCUGGGUCUGCAGUUGAAAGAGCGGAUUUCAGUGGCAAUGUUCAAACUGUUACAUUCUCGUCGGAGACAUCGAGUGAAAGUGUUUUGGUAUUUAUCACUGAUGACGAUGAGUACGAGGGCACAGAAGAAUUCUAUGGGACGUUGACAACAACCGACGGGCGUGUGAACAUUUUUGAACCAGAUGCAACUAUCACAAUUGUCGAUGACGAUGUUAGAGUGUACUUUGAGAGGG